Messenger RNA from Coccidioides posadasii C735 delta SOWgp, 366 nucleotides. RefSeq lists its product as uncharacterized. The record is from RefSeq and is a predicted model, not a curated record. NCBI's taxonomy places the organism in Eukaryota, Fungi, Ascomycota, Eurotiomycetes, Onygenales, Onygenaceae.
AUGCUGAAGAAACUGAACGUUAACGCCCAAGACAACCCGCAGACAAAAUUUCGGCUGCACAUAGUCAUCAGUGCCUUGAUCUUGAGAACUUUCAUUCUGGGAAUCGUCCGUGUGGCCGACAACGGUACUCCUCAAGGCAGGUUGAACGUGUGGGGGAUAGUGGUGCAGAUCGUCACCGCCCACGUCGCGCGACUCAAGCGAUGGGGAAACACCAUGGUCAAUGUGGCGUUGAAUAUUAUAGACACAAUCUUCUGGUUCGCGCUGUUCAUUAUCACCAUCAUGGGGGCUAUGGGCUCGCAUAGUGUCAGUAGCAAGGCACUUGCCGCUAUUGGGAUAACAAGAAGCCCUGGAGGGUGCGAGCCUUAA